AUGUCUCUAUGAUUCCUUACUUGUCUUUAUAGCACCUUUGACUCAGUAUUGUACGCAAUGCCUCCCUUACUAUUUUUCCGAUCGCAGUCGGGAGGGAGAUCUGUAAGGGGGAGCUCUAGAUGUCGGGUUAGAGUCUCUUCCCAUCGUCACUAGCGAUAUGCUGAAUUAAACACGUCUUUUGAAGUUCCUGCGAUAAAAGCGCGUACAGUCUGAGGCCAUUUCAACGAUGUUCACAAUCAGCACUAAAUACGUCAUACUUUUCGGUGCAUUUCUGACUUUCCGUACCAAAAUCUACCCCUAACUGGAGUAUCCAAUAACGGCUUGUGACCCGAGGUGCUGCUGAGUCAAACGAUGCGAGCCAUACUGGUUUUUGUGGUACUGGUGGUUGGCCCUUCUCUUGCUCAACACUCCAACAUGCCGAGCUACACACGAGAGUUGACGGGUAACGAGACGGACGAGGAGCGGCUGUUUCGAUUCCUGUUCCAGGGUUACAAGGAGCGCCGGCUUGUGACGCCCCUGCGUAACCGUUCAGAGCCAAUCACAGUCGUGUUCAGUGCGCACCUGCUUGGCCUUGCUAAAGUAAACGAAAAGGAGCAGAGCAUUAAGACGCAUCUAUGGAUCAAAGAGGAGUGGUACAACCCAUUUUUGAUGUGGAACCCCGAGGAGUUCGGCAACAUAACCGAGAUCAUAGUUCCCGCUAACAUGAUCUGGGUGCCGGAUAUCAUACUUUACAACAAGUAUGUCCCUUCGCAACGGAUCUAUCCUAAUAAUGGUGCUGAUGACAAGGACGAGGGGGUCAACUUGUUUAACACCAAAGUCAUCAUCGCGUUUAACGGCAACAACACCUGGCGCUCACCCGCCAUAUACAACACCAUGUGUGUCCUGGACGUCAAAUACUUCCCGUUCGACGAACAGACAUGUGAUCUGGUCUUUGCCUCCUGGACUCGUGAUAUCAGUAAGCUGAACCUGGUCACCACUAGUGAUACCGUGCCCAGGAGUCGCAGGGACUCCAAGCUUUUCCAGGAAAACGAGGAGUGGCGAGUGAUGUUCGCGAAGAUGAAGAGAUAUGAGGUUAUCUUUGAUUGGUCCGAGAUCCCCGUGGCUGACGUCACUAUCUCUGUACGACUUCAGCGUCGCACAUAUUAUUAUGUCAUGAACCUCAUUCUCCCUUGCACUCUUAUCGCUUGUACUAUCUUUCUCGAAUUCAUUCUCCCCGCGGAGUCCGGCGAGCGCGUGGGACUGGGUAUCACUAUUUUGCUCUCCAUGGCGGUCUUCCAAGAGUUGACUUCUGAGAAGCUUCCUUCUAGCUCUGAGCACUUUCCUUUACUGGCAAUGUACUACUCGGUGUCAAUCAUGGAGAUUGGCACCGCGCUCGCGGCCACGUGCAUCAUCUUGAAUUUCUACCACCGUAAGACCAAGAUGCCGCCCUGGUUUCGCAAAGUGGUGCUUGUCUGGCUGGCCCCCAUGGUCAAGUGUAAACCGCGCUACACAACUCGGGAAAUCCUCGACGCGCAGAACGAAGAAUCUGUCAUGAAAAUGAUCGCGAUCAACAAAAACUCCGACAUCAAACGCAACGAAGUGUUCGAAUUUGACAGGGACUCGAUCGAAUUUGAUAUGGAUCUCCUGGAAAGUAAUAAUCAGUGUCGUGCGAACCAAAAGGACCAGUUAGCACCUAAUGGCUCAGUCGCUGCGAAUGGUAGUCCAAGGCGGCGCCAGCGUGGUGGGCAGGAUGAGGAUGAUGUUUCUGUGGAUCACAAGCCUUCGGAUCCGAUCAUGGUUCACCAAAUGCAGCUGUCAGACCGACUAAACGAGGAAAUUCGUCGCAAGGAAUGGCAAGAUGCGGCUCAGGUCUUGGAUCGGGUUUUACUCGUGGUGUCUAUUGUCAUAGGGUCCACUUCAGCGGCGGCCAUUUUCCUUCAGUCUCCGAGGAUACGGGAAUUAUUGACCCCGUGACGUCACGUAUGGAACCUGUCAUGACGGAUUAACCACGUGAGACAAUAUACCUCGUGCGUCAUUAUGCGCAUGCGUCGAUUUCUAUGAUGUCACAGUGGCGACCGGAAAGCUAGUGGACGAGCUGAAUGUCGAGAGAAUUUCACUUUUAGCCUUUCUCCACUACUCGACGACAUGGAAAAUGUUUCCUUCUUUGGUAAAAUUAUUCACGGUCCCCAAGGAACAUCAGUCAACUUAUCAGCACUCUUGUCCAAGGGAGAGGCAAACUUUAUCCUUUUAUGAACAGCAAAAGAUCGGUUGGGUCAUUUAGUACUGAAGUAUCUUACAAUACAACGAGUGUCUGCCAACCUUGUGUAACUUGUCGACUCUUGGUCAGUGCGCGACUUGCUACUAGACAUCGUGUAUACUGAGAGUUGCACAAAAGAGUAGAUAAUAUCAAGAGAAAAUUAUCUUUAUCUGAAGAGGAACAAUUUUAAGUUCCUAGAAAUUUCUGUAGAAGCCCUGUCAACGUUUGAGUGGAUUUUUACAUUCGACCAGUUUAUUGGAGUUUUAUCGACUACUGGUUUGUCUCCGUCAGGUGGUUAUUUCAUAAUCAGUUAUAAAGGGCCGUUCACUAAUAAUACUUAGCAUAUUGGAAUAGGGGACUUGCGCUAAGAGAUCACGUGAUUUUCUUGGGUGGCAAACUAGCACGCGCUCAGGCUUAUAGCCCAAAAACAGCAACAAAAAGCUAUUUGGCCCUUACGAAUAAAGCCAGGAGGUAUUUCUUUUCGAAAGGGCUUAUUUUCAUUUAAAGAUUUCAUUUUUUUUAUUUUGUCUUUUUGUGUUGUGAAAUUGCAGCCAAAAAGUCGAGGUGAUGUUUUAGCGCAAAUCCACUAUUCCUGUAAAACACCCUUGAAUUAAGGGUGAAAACAGGGCGGGUCACUCAAAUCAUUCUGACAUGUUAGAUGGCAUAGCCUUACCGAUUUAAAGGAUAGUCUCAGAGUAGCCUCGUCCCCAGGCUACCCUCGGUCCAGCUGAAUUGAGAUCCAAAAUGGCGGACGCUCUUUAGUCGAGGUCAUGAAAAGGGGCCGCGUAGCUAAAGAGGCCUAGGGACGAGGCUCAGCCUACCACCCAAUUGGAUCUAUUGUCGUCGUAAAAAAAAAUUAAACUGAAAUAACGGGAAAAGACUUUGUCCACCGUACACCAGUUAUACGUUGCUCCUUUGAUAUCAUGGUGGUUUUACAGAAUUUAUUAUACAUUUUUCGGGAAGAGUUGAAUUGAUAGCACUUUGACUACACGGUCGGCUAGAACGCCGCAAUGAUAGCGACAAUGUUGUUACUGUUAGCACGGGACACUUCAUCAUUUCCAAGGAGGCGUUAAUGCCGAUUUAGACAGCACGAUUUAGUCGUAUGCGAUCUGCCUACGGUAUGUCUUAGCCCUGAAUUACACACUACGACUUUCGUAGUCGAGCAUCGUAGCGGAGUCGUAGGCUGAUUUACACUCUACGACUCGAGCUGUCGCAUAUAACUUGAUCGUGCUGUGUACAGUGACCAUAAAUCAGCCUUCAGGACUCCAAUCUAUCAGGCCUUAACUGAAUACUCGACAUGUCUAUUACGCACGUUUAAACACGUCAUACCGCCUACUGAUGUUACCCAAAUAAAACUCUCUUAAAGCAG
Messenger RNA from Nematostella vectensis (starlet sea anemone), 3605 nucleotides. RefSeq names its product neuronal acetylcholine receptor subunit alpha-7. Gene Ontology annotation, biological process: nervous system process; signal transduction; monoatomic ion transmembrane transport. Gene Ontology annotation, cellular component: neuron projection; synapse; postsynaptic membrane. The coding region runs from base 352 to 1953 and encodes 533 amino acids. Gene Ontology annotation, molecular function: acetylcholine-gated monoatomic cation-selective channel activity; transmembrane signaling receptor activity. The transcript is spliced from 8 exons. The record is from RefSeq and is a predicted model, not a curated record. Lineage: Eukaryota; Metazoa; Cnidaria; Anthozoa; Actiniaria; Edwardsiidae.